Molecule: messenger RNA, 774 nt
Organism: Ascochyta rabiei
Lineage: Eukaryota; Fungi; Ascomycota; Dothideomycetes; Pleosporales; Didymellaceae
Exons: 1
Coding region: 1-774 (257 amino acids)
Molecular function (GO): protein binding
Source: RefSeq, a predicted model, not a curated record
AUGAACAACCUGGCGUCAACGUACUACAGACAAGGACGAUGGGAUAAGGCAGAAGAGCUACAGUUGCAAGUACUAGAGAAGCGCAGGAUAGAGCUAGGAGACAACCAUCUAGAUACGCUGAGAAGCAUGGGCAACCUGGCGUCAACGUACUACAAACAAGGACGGUGGGAUAAGGCAGAAGAGCUAGAGUUGCAAGUACUAGAGAAGCACAGGAUAGAGCUAGGAGACAACCAUGUAGAUACGCUAACGAGCAUGAACAACCUGGCGUCAACGUACUACAAACAAGGACGAUGGGAUAAGGCAGAAGAGCUAGUGUUGCAAGUACUAGAGAAGCACAGGAUAGAGCUAGGAGACAACCAUCUAGAUACGCUGAUGAGCAUGGGCAACCUGGCGUCAACGUACUCUAAACAAGGACGAUGGGAUGAGGCAGAGGAGCUGUUUCGCGAGACGCUAGCGUUACAAGAAAAGGCUCUCGGGAAAGAUCACCUGGACACUCUGGACAGUAUCAGUUGGAUUGCCUUCAUCUUGGAAGAACAGCACCGCUACCAGGAAUCUUUGGCCUUCUACGAACGCGCUUUGAAUGGCUUUGAGACUACACUUGGACCAGAGCAUUCAACAACGCAAGCUUGUGCCGAAGACAUUGCAUCUGUGCAGAAGAUAAUGAACAACAAAGCAGACACAAGUCUAUCAUCAUCUACCGAGGAUAUAUCUUCAGAGGAGCUGGAUAUGAGCGAGCUUGUUGCACGACUGGAGCAGCUUACGUUGAGUGGGUGA